Messenger RNA from Homalodisca vitripennis (glassy-winged sharpshooter), 1411 nucleotides. RefSeq names its product heat shock 70 kDa protein 14-like. The record is from RefSeq and is a predicted model, not a curated record. Gene Ontology annotation, molecular function: ATP binding; ATP-dependent protein folding chaperone. Gene Ontology annotation, cellular component: cytosol; nucleus. The coding region runs from base 221 to 1411 and encodes 396 amino acids. Lineage: Eukaryota; Metazoa; Arthropoda; Insecta; Hemiptera; Cicadellidae. The transcript has a single exon. Gene Ontology annotation, biological process: protein folding.
AGGAAGUAAAAAUAAUUUUAAAUUGUGUAAUAUCAAAUUUUAGGUUACAAAUUUACUAUGAUUAAACUUUUAAAAGAUAAAUUGUUUUUUUUUUAUCUAAGUAUAUAAUGAAAAUUAAAUUAACCGAAUAAAGGAUUGUUUUAACUGCUGAAAUAAAUGUACAUCUUCCUACAGCUUAAAGAGUUUGUGUCAACUUGAAAUUCCUGAUUAUAAUUCAAAUAUGAAACCAGUAUUUGGUAUCCACAUUGGUAAUACAAACGCAUCUAUGGCUAUUUGCAAAGACAAUGAUCAUCCAGAUAUUGUUGCUAAUGACUCAGGUGAACGACUCACUCCAGUAAACAUCACAGUGACAGAUAAUGAAAUCUUGGUUGGUGCUGCAGCAAAAUCGGCAGCAUUGCACGACAAAACAACCAUAAGCUCAAACAAAACCGUAAUGAACAUGAAUGUUAAUCUUAUUAAGAAACUUCAAGACCACAAAAAAAUAAAUAUUACUGUGAUAAAUGAUGAAGUGUAUUACUGUUUGACUGUUGGAGGUAAAUUAAAGUACAUUACACCUACAGAAAUUGCAACACAAAUUUUAAAGAAAUUAUACCAGAUAGCAAGAAAUACCUUGAAUUCUAAUGAAGAGAAAAUUUCAUGUGUGCUGCUUGCUCCUGCACAUUCUUGUGAGGAGUUUUGUGAGAACUACAGGACAUCUGCUGAAAACGCAGGAUGGACAGUGAUACAGAUCGUAAACGAACCGGCUGCUGCAGUCUUAUCAUACUCGCUCUUGGAUACAAACAAACCUUUACAAACCAUAUUAGUCUACCGGCUAGGAGGAACUACAUAUGAGGUAGCAGCUUAUGAGAUGAUAAACGGAAUGUUGUUCUUAUUGAAUUCUGAACAUAGUGAAGAAAUAGGAGGAUUUCAUUUUACAAACACACUUUUUGAGUACUUUGCUGACGAGUUUCUUAAAAAACACAAACUGAAUGUUAAAGAAAACAGAAGGGCUUUGAAUAAACUAUAUUUAGCAGCAGAAACCUGUGUCCACAACCUGUCAAAAAUGUGGACUGCUAAUUGUUACAUAGAAUCCCUUCAAGAGGGAGUGGACUUCAUGGCGACUGUUUCUCGUCCACAGUUUGAACUGAUAAUUCAAUCGAUCUUAUCUGAACUAACAGAGCCUAUAAAGCAUGUUUUGAACAAGUUAGAGUUAGAGAGGCCAGUAGACAUAAUUAUCUUGUGUGGAGGUGCUACCAACAUUCCCAAGCUGCAGUCUUCCAUAACCAAUCUCUUCGAUCCCGAGGUUACACAAGUCUUGACCUGUCCUAAUCUUGAUGAGGUGUUGGCACUUGGAGCAGCCAAACAGGCUUACUAUUUAGAUCACUAUAAAGUAACAACAUUUUUACCCAGAUCUCAAGAGAUUCAUUUUUAA